Nothobranchius furzeri (turquoise killifish) is the source of this 2556-nucleotide messenger RNA. The record is from RefSeq and is a predicted model, not a curated record. Lineage: Eukaryota; Metazoa; Chordata; Actinopteri; Cyprinodontiformes; Nothobranchiidae.
UGACAUUAAAAACUAAAUUCAGCUGAAAUUAGCUAUGAUGUAGUUGUUCUGGAUCCUUUCUCUGGAACAGAGAGGUGCUAUUUUAAAAAUGACUGCUUUAUUUUUGCAUUUUAAAUGCAAAUGCUUAACUGUGAAAUUUGCCUCUAUGAUAAGAUGAGUGGAUAAACAAUGGUCACAGUGCACUGGAUAAAACAUCUCACCUGCAGGAGAAAGAGUGAUUAUCAAAAUAGCAUAUUCAAUCAGCUGGAGGUUUUUACUGUGGGAACAGAGCGUGUUUCUACUAAACGGAGGCUGCGAGCUGUCUGGGGGGCAUUUUCAGAUGUUUUCCUGCAGGUUUACAUUUGAUCACCUAUUCUCCCAGGAUGAUGGAGUGGAGUCAGCCGUCACAAGGACAACAUGAUCCUUUCACCUGGUUCAAGGAGUCACAGCUCCAGUUGGUGUUCAGGAACGGAUCGGUCCCAGAUUGGUUUCACGGGAUCAUUUCCAGGAAGACAGCAGAGGAACUGCUCAUGCCAAAGCCGCCUGGCUACUUCCUCAUCAGAGUCGGCGAGAGCAGAAUCGGCUACACGCUCUCAUACCGUGCAGAUGACCGCUGCAGACAUUUCAUGGUUGAUGCGCUGGUGGAUAGCCACUACAUGAUAGUGGGGGAGAACAGACGUCACCGCAGUCUGCAGGACCUGGUGGAAUUUCACCGCAGAACUCCCAUCAUGCCUUUCAACCAGGUGCUGACUAUUGCCUGUGAACAGCCCUCAAAUAUUCGGGCAGACUAUGCAGAGCUGCUGUUUCCCCAAAGACAACAAGCUUCUAACACCAGAUCUCCUGCAAUGAACUCUCCACAACCCAGUUCUCCAGGACCAGAGGAAGAGACCCCUCCUGCUCUCCCGUAUCGUCCAGAUAAACUGAAAGAUUCUGCUGUCCCACUUCCAAACAACCCCCCUAACAGGCUGUACCCUUCCCUGGACAAUGAAUUCUCCCACAUCACCUCUCCACCUCCAGACUCGUUCCUUUUACCAACUGUUCUACUUUCUGUUCAUGGUCUCCAGCAUGUGCCAGAAAUCCAGACAAUAUAUGCAGUCACCCAGCUUCCAGCAAACCAGCCUCCUGAAGUCCCAUCCCGGAGCAGGAUGCUCCAGAGGCAGAAUCGGCCCUGCACCAGAACAGUCUCUGUACCUGGGAGUCCCUCUCUUCCCCCAGCCCCCGGGCGAAGAAUCUGCCCCAAUAUCCAGCCUCCAAAGAGCCAGGAAAGCAGACCUUCAGUCAUCACCAACUUGAAGACCCUCAAAUUGAAAUUUCAAAAGAAGACCAACAACCCACAGGAAAACGUGUACUCAGAGAUCAGCGACGUGACCCCAGAUAACCGGAGAGCAAACACUGAGAAUGAAUACCAAGAAAUCACAGGGCUACCGACCUUUGCUGGGUCACCUCUUCACACAGGUGUGAAACAGACUGAUCAGGUGUUACCUGUAGAGUACCACCCACCUCCACGUUUUGCCCCUGGCUACUGAUGAACAGGGGGCUCCAGGAGGAGUGGAGUAAGUUCUAGAAUGACCACUACAUUUCAUAUAGAACUAGAAAGGACUUUAUUGAUCCCACAGUUGGAAAUUUCACUUGUUUCAGCAGCAGAACACUGAAGGGAAUAAUUUGAAGAAAAAUAAUAACAGAGGUGCAUGCACAUACCGUACACAUAGCAUUGUAAUCUUUGACCACUAAAAACCAAAAAUAAAAAAUGAAAAACAUGGAUUCCAGAACUAUGCAACAUACUGUAAGGGGCACAGACAUUCUAUGUAAAUCUGGUAUUGCACAAGUAUUCAACACAUAAUGAGUAUUGCAUUUGUGUUAUUGUGUAACAGGAUAAUGCCAGUACAGUUAAACUGAGGAGUUAUACACUCUUACUGCAGAGGGGAUGAAUUACCUACAGUAGUGUUCUGUUUUACAUCUGGGAUGUCUCAGUCUGCCUCUUAAGGAGCUGUCCAUGGUUUCGCCAGCAUCUUCCCCAGUAUCCUCCUUUUCCACGUCUCCUCAACUGAAUCCAGUGGGCAGCCCAGAACUGAGCUAGCUUUGGUAGCUAGCUUGUUCAGUCUCCUCCUGUCUCGGUCAAAGCUGCCUGCACCCCAAUAGACCACAGCAGAGUGGAUAACAGAGCCAACAACAGAGUGACAAAAGGAUUUUAGCCACUGGGAAUUAACUCCGAAGGGCCUCAGCCUCCUGAAGAUGUAAAGGCGGCUUUGGCCCUUCUUAUCCAAAGCAUCUGUGUUGUGGGACCAGUUCAGUUUAUUGUUGAGGUGAACACCCAGGUACUUAAAAGUAGCCACCACCUCAUGACUCUGCUCCCUGGAUGUUUACUGGUGAGUGAGGAGGAGUGUUUCUCUGGAAGUCAAUCACCAUUUUCUUUGUCUUACUGGUGUUCAAGAUAAAGUGGUUACUGCUCCAACUGAUGGUUCAGGUUGAACAUGUGCAUGUCCACUUCACAAAGCUGGUGAGCACAGUCUUUGAGCAGUCUGGGGCUGAUCCCAUCAGGACCUGCAGCUUUCCUGCUCCUAAGUCGCCUUAGUUCUC